AUGGGGGCUCCUGCGCCGGGGAGCAUCACCCAGAACGAAUCGCAGAGCGCAGGACAAACCCGGCCGAGCCCCUCACCUCGGCCGCUCUUAAUGGACGAGUAUGAAGAGGAUGGGUUUUGCCAGCCCUACAGGGGGAUCGCCUGCGCGCGGUUUAUUGGAAAUCGAACCAUUUACAUGGAGUCUUUGCAUAUGCAAGGUGAAAUAGAAAAUCAGAUUACAGCUGCCUUCACCAUGAUUGGCACUUCCAGCCAUUUGUCGGAUAAAUGCUCCCAGUUUGCCAUCCCUUCGCUGUGCCAUUACGCCUUCCCCUAUUGCGACGAGACUUCCUCUGCCCCCAAGCCACGAGACCUGUGCCGCGACGAGUGCGAAAUUCUGGAGAACGUCCUGUGUCAGACCGAGUACAUUUUUGCAAGGUCUAACCCCAUGAUUCUGAUGAGAUUAAAGCUGCCCAACUGCGAAGAUCUGCCCCAGCCGGACAGCCCUGAAGCCGUCAAUUGUAUCCGCAUCGGGAUUCCGAUGGCAGAUCCCAUAAAUAAAAACCACAAGUGCUACAACAGCACGGGCGUAGAUUACCGGGGGACAGUGAGCGUGACCAGGUCAGGGCGGCAGUGCCAGCCCUGGAACUCGCAGUACCCCCACACGCACACCUUCACCGCCAUCAGGUACCCCGAGCUCAACGGGGGCCACUCCUACUGCCGCAACCCCGGCAACCAGAAGGACGCCCCAUGGUGCUUCACCCUAGACGAGAACUUCAAGUCCGAGCUUUGUGACGUCCCGGCAUGCGAUUAUAAGGACUCCAAGGAAAAGAACAAAAUGGAAAUCCUAUAUAUCCUGGUGCCCAGUGUCACCAUUCCCCUGGCCAUAGCCUUGCUCUUCUUCUUCAUCUGCAUCUGUCGCAACAACCAGAAGUCCUCCUCCCCUCCCAUCCAGCGCCAGCCUAAACACGUCAGGGGGCAGAACGUGGAGAUGUCGAUGCUCAACGCCUACAAACCAAAGAGUAAGGCGAAGGAGUUGCCUCUGUCUGCUGUUCGUUUCAUGGAAGAACUGGGAGAAUGCGCUUUCGGCAAGAUCUACAAGGGACAUCUCUACCUCCCGGGCAUGGAUCAUGCUCAGCUCGUUGCCAUCAAGACCCUCAAAGACUUUAACAACCCCCAGCAGUGGGCCGAGUUCCAGCAAGAAGCGUCUUUGAUGGCCGAGCUCCACCACCCCAACAUCGUUUGCCUCUUGGGUGUUGUGACCCAGGAGCAACCCGUCUGCAUGCUCUUCGAGUACAUGAACCAAGGAGACCUCCACGAGUUUCUCAUCAUGCGAUCACCGCAUUCGGAUGUUGGGUGCAGCAGCGACGAGGAUGGGACUGUAAAAUCCAGCCUGGACCACGGGGAUUUCCUGCAUAUUGCAGUCCAGAUUGCGGCGGGGAUGGAGUACUUAUCGAGUCAUUUCUUUGUCCAUAAAGAUCUCGCUGCUCGUAACAUUUUAAUUGGAGAACAACUUCAUGUGAAAAUUUCAGACCUUGGACUCUCAAGAGAGAUCUACUCAGCAGAUUAUUACAGAGUUCAAAACAAAUCUCUCUUGCCCAUUCGCUGGAUGCCACCGGAGGCAAUUAUGUACGGCAAGCUCUCUUCCGCUUCAGAUAUUUGGGCAUUUGGAGUUGUUUUAUGGGAAAUAUUCAGCUUUGGACUUCAACCAUAUUACGGAUUUAGUAAUCAGGAGGUGAUAGAGAUGAUCAGGAAAAGACAACUGCUGCCAUGCUCUGAAGACUGUCCUCCCCGAAUGUACAGCCUGAUGACCGAAUGCUGGCAUGAUCUGCCAUCCCGCAGGCCACGGUUUAAAGAAAUCCAUGCCAGGCUGCGCUCGUGGGAGGGUCUUUCAAGUCACACCAGUUCUACCACCCCCUCCGGUGGGAAUGCCACCACCCAAACGACUUCCCUCAGCGCCAGUCCUGUUAGCAAUCUCAGUAACCCCAGGUACCCUAACUACAUGUUCCCAGCACAAGGUAUCCCCCAAGGCCAAAUCGCCGGGUUCAUUGGGCCGCCGAUACCUCAGAACCAGCGGUACAUCCCCAUCAACGGGUACCCCAUUCCAGCGGGAUACGCCGCUUUCCCAGCUGCCCACUAUCAACCACAAGGCCCACCCCGGGUGAUCCAGCACUGUCCUCCUCCAAAGAGCCGCUCUCCGAGCAGCGCCAGCGGAUCCACUAGCACAGGGCAUGUCACCAGUUUGCCGUCUUCAGGAUCCAACCAGGAAGCAAAUAUUCCUUUGCUAUCUCACAUGGCAAUUCCCAGUCAUCCGGGGGGAAUCGGGAUUACAGUUUUUGGAAAUAAAACUCAAAAACCCUACAAAAUUGACUCGAAGCAGUCUUCCCUGUUAGGAGACUCCAGCAUCCAUGGACCUAAUGAAUCUAUGAUUUCAGCUGAAUUGUAAAUAAGCGAGGCCUUUGUAAAUAUAACUAUUUACAAUACAAACUAGAGAGCGGUAGAAAAGAUUUAUAUGCAAAUAUUUUAUUAAAGAUUCUGCUGGUUGGUUAACAGACAUUGCAGCGAGUAUCUUCUGUGAAGUUUUAACUGCUUAGCAGGAUGGGCAGGCGCAACCAGGCACAGAUCGCUGUGGUCAAAGUACUCAGCUUUGGAAUGGACGCAUUGUUUCUUUAAGCGCCACUGACAGUUCCGAAAGGGGAAGGUUUGGUUUGGUUUUUUUUUUUUAAAUAAAAACAUUUGAUCAUAUGCUUUUUCACAGCUUUUUAAACCUCCGAUGUGGUUUAAAUCACAGAAACUUUUUUUAUGCUGAAAACAUAUUUUAGUAUGUCUCUUUUUUUAGGAGAUGCCAAUAUCCGGAAGUCUAUUGGGUGUGCAAUUUCAGUUCCAAUACCGAGUUAAAAUAUUUGUAAAUUUUGCAGUCAAGGAUUAUGUUUCAAAUAUGUGAUCUGAGAGCUGGAUAAAUUACUUCAGGUAGGAUUUUGGUCUUUUGUUAAGUCGGAAUUCUGAGUUCGGAUUCGGACCAAAACCAAAAGUCAUUUAUAUGACAGCACAAUAGCUUGAGUUAUCAACUCGUGGUCUACAAAUACCAUCUGCUGUGGGCUGCUAAAGGUGGCUGGAGUUCUAAGAAAUUGCCUUAAAGGAAAUGAAAUUAAAGUGUUUUAAUUUCAGAAUGUGAAUCAACCUAUUCAAAGGUAACAUUUCACAAUCUAGUAGUUUGAGCAGAAAUUUUGUAUCCUUUUGUUGCUAUGCAACUGUUUAAUGGAAAAGCUCCAAAUCACAAUUUUAUAUAUGACAAUCAGUUUUCCCAGGAAUAUUUAUUGCUGCAGAUCGAUGUGUAAUUCAGUGACUACGACUCCAGUAACCCUGAGGAAAGGGAAGCUCACGUUCCACCAGGCAGCAAAUCCAUCUGUAGCAAUUUUGCCUAUCAGUUCUAAUAAUGUGAAUGAGGGUUAACUUUCAACUUAGGAACGUGACAUUUGCGUGAUGAAUAAAAAUUCAUUCAGGUAUAAGCAAUCUGGAUUAUUCAUUUGAAACCACUUUAAUGAGUUACGAAAGUGCUGUGUACGUUGUGGUUUUUCACAGACUCUUUUUGUACUGAAUAGUAUUUUUAUUGUACACAGGACAAAACCAGUCUUUUGCUCAGUUGGCAAUGUUGUAUAAUACGACUUUAUUUUUCUCUUUUUGCACAAAAGUGUGAUAAUGUACAGCAGAAGUGAAAAUACAUCUCUGCGUUUUA
This is a messenger RNA of Mesitornis unicolor (brown roatelo), 3711 nucleotides long. RefSeq names its product receptor tyrosine kinase-like orphan receptor 1 (gene ROR1). Gene Ontology annotation, molecular function: protein kinase activity; ATP binding; protein binding. The coding region runs from base 1 to 2421 and encodes 806 amino acids. The transcript has 6 exons. Gene Ontology annotation, cellular component: signaling receptor complex. NCBI's taxonomy places the organism in Eukaryota, Metazoa, Chordata, Aves, Mesitornithiformes, Mesitornithidae. Gene Ontology annotation, biological process: positive regulation of kinase activity; cell surface receptor protein tyrosine kinase signaling pathway; positive regulation of canonical NF-kappaB signal transduction. The record is from RefSeq and is a predicted model, not a curated record.